Asparagus officinalis (garden asparagus) is the source of this 1591-nucleotide messenger RNA. Its product is annotated as WAT1-related protein At4g08300-like. Gene Ontology annotation, molecular function: transmembrane transporter activity. Gene Ontology annotation, cellular component: plasma membrane. The record is from RefSeq and is a predicted model, not a curated record. NCBI's taxonomy places the organism in Eukaryota, Viridiplantae, Streptophyta, Magnoliopsida, Asparagales, Asparagaceae. Bases 416 to 1510 code for a protein of 364 amino acids. The transcript has 8 exons.
ACUUUCCACUCCUGAUUAAGUUCUCCACUACCAAAAGUACGCUAAGAACUUCUCAAUCACGGGUCUAAACCAAUCAACACUAGCAAUUAUCAAUCCCAUUAAAAGAAAUAAAACCAACAAUUGGUUGCCAGUGUGGUACUCAUUUCCAUGAUUCCACUUACAAGUUGGGACCCCAUCAGUUGGCUGGGGCAUAGAAAUUUAAGUUCGUAACCACUGAAAGAAGGUAUUAAUGCUCGCUUGCUCACCUCAAUUUAGGGGGAAAUAAACCCCAGUUCCCUGUUAAGGAAAGAGCAAAGCAGAGCAUUCAGUAGUAUAUUCUCAUUCUCAUCUCUGCUACCAUUUUCUCCACUGACCAAGUGUUCAACCAAAGUACCACUUCUCUCAGGUUGUGCAGGAAAAAAACGCAAAGGUGGCUAUGGGGCCUAGACUUCAGAUGGGAGGAAUGUACAAGAGAUUGAAGCCGCACCUUCUCAUGACUCUCGCUCAGAUUGGAUAUACCUUGCUCUACUUCAUCACUGAAGCUUCCUUCAACCGAGGAAUGAAUCCCCAUGUCUACAUAACAUAUCGACAUCUCGUUGGUGGCGUCGUCAUGCUGCCUUUCGCUUAUUUUCUUGAGAGAACAAUCAGACCAAAGUUGACAUGGGCAUUAUUUCUAGAGAUUUUUGUGCUUUCUCUUCUAGGGGUCAGCCUAACUUUGAACAUGUACUUCGCGAGCUUGAAAUAUACAUCACCAGCAUUUGUUUCUUCCAUGGUUAACACAAUUGCUUCCAUGACAUUCGUGAUUGCUGUUCUUCUGAAAUUGGAGAAACUAGAUGUUAAGAGCCCUCGAGGGAUGGCGAAGAUUGUGGGGACUGUAGUCUCCCUGGCUGGAGUAACAAUAAUGACGCUGUACAAAGGGGCAGCGAUAAAGAAUCUAUGGGGAGCACAACUUCAUACUCAAGGAAGUGUAGUCCAUGGAAGAUGGUUAGAGGGAUCAACUCUUACGGUAGUGAGCUGCAUCACGUGGUCCAUAUGGUAUAUCAUGCAGGCUGUAACCUUAAAAAGGUAUCCAGCACAACUUUCACUUACCACAUGGAUGAAUUUCGUUGGGGGAGCACAAUCAGCAGUUUUCACUGCAUGCAUAGCACACAGACCAGCUGAGUGGACUGUUGGGCUUGACAUAAACCUUUGGAGUAUUUUAUAUGCUGGAGUGGUAUGCUCUGGUUUGAUAAUAUUCAUUCAGCUGUGGUGCACAGAGGAAAAGGGUCCUGUAUUUGUAACAAUGUUCAAUCCUCUUUCAACAAUACUAGUGGCAGUUCUAGCGUAUUUCGUUUUUGGUGAGAAACUAUAUGUAGGAAGCAUAAUUGGAGGAGUUGUAGUCAUUAUCGGUCUCUAUUUGGUUCUGUGGGGAAAAGAGAAAGACCAAGACUUAGAUGCAGACUCUCAAAAGCUUCCUUAUUCAGCUAAUAGCGAACUAAAGGGAGCAAUUGAUGAUUCAGGAGGAAAAGGUGAGAACUUUCAGGGGACGUAGAAGCCCGAAAUGAUGUAUACCUGAAAGCUUUAAAUUCUUUAUUUGCUAUGUCAAACGUUUUCAGUUGAGUAUGUUUCAUCA